Molecule: messenger RNA, 1978 nt
Organism: Cannabis sativa
Lineage: Eukaryota; Viridiplantae; Streptophyta; Magnoliopsida; Rosales; Cannabaceae
Product: pentatricopeptide repeat-containing protein At4g14050, mitochondrial
Exons: 1
Coding region: 76-1911 (611 amino acids)
Biological process (GO): RNA modification
Molecular function (GO): protein binding; zinc ion binding; RNA binding
Source: RefSeq, a predicted model, not a curated record
ACAUUGAAUGAAAAGGCUACACUGUUAUUUCUAUAUGAAUUUUAUAAAACAAAACAUAGUCGUUUUUUCAGUUAAAUGCUAACUUUUCAUUACCUUAACCAACUCAAGCUCUGUUCCAAACUCAGAUCAACUUCUACAGCCAAGAAAAUCCAUGCCCAACUCAUCAAAUCAGGGUUAGAUUCAUGGGAGCCAUUGCCAAACACCCUUUUAAGUGUUUACAGCAAAUGCACUCUUUUCAAAGAUGCCCUCCAAGUGUUCGACGAAAUGCCUCAAAGAGACCAUGUUUCUUGGGAUUCAAUUCUCACUGCCCACAACCAAGCCAACCUUCCCCGUCGAACAAUCUCAAUGUUUAUCACCAUGUCAACCGUCGAUAAAUUGCAACCGGACCAUUUUGUGUUUGCCAGUCUUGUCAAAGCGUGUUCUUGCUUGAAUAAUGUUAGGCUCGGGAAACAAGUUCACGGGCGAUUUAUGUUGUCGUCUUAUUGUCUUGACAACGUUGUGAAAUCUUCUUUAGUUGACAUGUACGCGAAAUGUGGUUUGGUUGAUGAAGCUUAUGCUGUUUUUUGUUCAAUUUCUUUGAAAAAUGCAGCUUCUUGGACAGCUAUGAUUUCUGGCUAUGCUCGGUGUGGUCAAAAAGGCGACGCUAUAAGAUUGUUCGGGAGAAUGCCGUUUAGGAAUUUGUAUACUUGGACGGCGUUGAUAUCUGGAUUGGUACAAAGCGGGAAUGGUAAUGAUGCUUUUAAUUUUUUCAUUGAGAUGAGAAGAGAAAGAAUUGAUAUAAUUGAUCCUUUAGUUCUUUCGAGCAUUGUUGGUGCUUGUGCUAAUUUGGCUGUAUUAGAGCUUGGAAAACAGGUUCAUGGUUUAGUGAUAUCAUUAGGGUAUGAAUCUUGCUUGUUUAUAAGUAAUGCAUUAGUUGAUAUGUAUGCUAAAUGUAGUGAUAUUUCAAAUGCAAAUGAAAUCUUUAGUAGUAUGAAACAAAGAGAUGUAGUUUCUUGGACAUCAAUGAUUGUUGGUUUUGCUCAACAUGGUCAAGCCAAGAUGGCAUUGGAUUUGUAUGAUGAAAUGGUUUCGGUUGGUGUUAAGCCGAAUGAAGUUACCUUUGUUGGUUUACUCUAUGCUUGUAGCCAUGUUGGUUUAGUCAAAAGAGGAAGAGCUCUUUUCGAUUCGAUGAUCAAGGAUUAUGGAAUUAACCCCUCUCUUCAACACUACACUUGCUUUGUUGACCUUCUCAGUCGAUCAGGGCAUUUUGAUGAGGCCGAGAAUGUUGUAAACUCGAUCCCUUUCGAGCUCGAUGAAGCUAUUUGGGCAGCAUUGUUAACUUCUUGCAAGAAUCGGGGAAAUACCCAAAUGGCGAUUAGGAUAGCGAAUCAAAUUCUGAGUACUAAACUCGAAGAUCCUUCUACUUACAUAAUGUUAUCUAAUGUCUAUGCAGGAGCUAAUAUGUGGGAAAAUGUGUCAAAAGUGAGAAAGCUAAUGACUUCUCUAGAUGUUAAGAAGAAACCGGGGUAUAGCUCCAUCGAGUUUGGAAAAGAAAGGCGAGUUUUUUAUGCUGGAGAGACAUAUCUUGAUCCGAUAAGAGAUGAGAUUUUCGGUUUGCUUAAGGAACUAAAUGAAGAAAUGAGGAGAAGAGGUUACAUUCCUGACACUAACUCUGUCUUACAUGACAUGGAACAGCAAGAGAAGGAGAGGCAACUGUUUUCGCAUAGCGAGAGGUUGGCUGUAGCUUUUGGGUUGCUCAAGGCUGUCCCGGGGACAGUGAUUCGGGUAGUGAAGAACCUUCGAGUUUGUGGAGAUUGUCAUACAGUUUUGAAAUUCAUAAGUAGUAUUGUUGAGAGGGAGAUUGUUGUUAGAGAUGCCAAUAGAUAUCAUCAUUUCAAGGAUGGGAUUUGCUCAUGCAAUGAUUUUUGGUGAUAACUAUAAUAACAAACAUAGUUGUAAAUCUUUUUUCUAACUUAGCCAAGAGUGUUCUUUAGUUCUU